Molecule: messenger RNA, 1998 nt
Organism: Fusarium tjaetaba
Lineage: Eukaryota; Fungi; Ascomycota; Sordariomycetes; Hypocreales; Nectriaceae
Product: Zn(II)2Cys6 transcriptional activator
Exons: 5
Coding region: 1-1998 (665 amino acids)
Biological process (GO): DNA-templated transcription
Molecular function (GO): DNA binding; zinc ion binding
Source: RefSeq, a predicted model, not a curated record
AUGUCUGUCCCCAAAUGCCAUAUCCCGCUAAUUCCCAUGCUAGAGGAAGCUGUUCGCCUCAAGACUAUGUCUCAUGUCGACACCAAGACCCUUGACAUCAACCCUUCUUUGAUUCGCAGCGUUGGUCAGUUUGUCGAUGUCAGCUGCUGGAUCUCUUAUCAGCACCGUCGUUGGCAUAGAAACCAUCAGUACACACAGGUCAUGCAGCUAAUGUCGCCCGAUCGUGGUGCUGUCCGCUUUGAAAACGCAAUCGCCUACUGGUUCUUGUCCCGUCGCGGAUAUAAUGGCCGUAAACGCAUAGCCGCUCAACCCUCAAGUCAGCGUCAAGGAACCGGCCUAACCGUCCCUGUUCUUGACGCCGCAGUCACGGUUGUCGGCCCUCCCGCUGCGCCGCCUGCACUGGAAUUUUCUUCUGUCCUUGAUCCCACCAUGUUUCUUGGUAAUGUCGCGAGUUACUCGAGCGUUGAUACAUGCUUCCCAAUCGCCGCGUUUUCUCAAACUAUUGCGUCAACUCGUUUGCCCGGUUUUACUUCUCAGACUCUGGUUGGCGGCACUGGCAACAGAGUACCCCGGGCACUUCCUCUAAGAGAACGUUUCAUCGACUCGUUCUAUCUGAAUUUCUACGCCGCUCAUCCCUUCAUACCGCCAAAGGAGCUUCUUCUCAUCCUAGCACAGCAGACCUCCCUGGAGCCCCUCCUGGCAGCGAUACGUUGGAUUGGUUCUCUAUACAUCGAUCAAGAUAGCUCUCAAAGCCUUCUCACAGAUGCAUCUCGUCUAAUAGACGGUGCACCGCUCAGAAAUGGCUUCUUAGUGCAGGCGAUGUUGCUUAUCAUCAUUGGGCUCGACGGUAACCGUCAAGAGAAAAAGGCCAGAAAGCUUAUGGGAGAUGCCAUUGAUAUCGCGAUUCAGAUUAAAUUGAACUCUGAUCCAUUUGCAGUCACCAAUGGACAAGGAAUUUCGGUACUUGAAGAGUGCUGGAGAAGGACAUGGUGGGAGCUUUACGUUGUGGAUGCCCUUAUGUCCGGGGUGCAUCAAACCAACACUUUUGUUCUGUAUGAUGUACCUACAGAUGUCGGUCUGCCUUGUGAAGAGCACCAAUACCUCACAGGACAAGUACCUCCUCCUAUUCACCCAUAUGAUACGGAAACCUUGGGACUGUUUGACCCCACGCCAUAUUCUUCGUACACCUAUCGGAUUCAAUGUGCCUGCAUCUUGGGUGCUUUUCAGAAAAUGCCAUCAGAGGUCGACCAUAUAGCUAGGCUUCUCGCGAACUGGAUGCUCCGCUUGCCUCCUUCAAAAUACGACGCUUAUUGCGAUGGCGAGUUAGAUGAGAUGAUGUUCCAGGCCAUCAUGAUGUGGCAGGCUAUUUCUAUUCUCGUACACCAGCCUCACUCACAGCUGGACUCAUCGUUGACUUAUUAUAUCAAAGCGUCCAACACGCCAGCUGAGUCCAGCGAUGCCUUCAAUUCGCAUACGAAACAUACGAUUCGGGCUGCGAGGGAGCUUAGCAAGUUGAUCAGCUACCGCGUUCCUCUCCUUAAACACACUCAUUUCUUUGCUUACAUGGUAACACUCUCGUCUACAGUCCACCUCAGCAGAUGGUCAUUGGCCUUUGUGGCGCAAGACGAUCAGGAUCUUCGUCAGAAUAUGGGCCAGAACAUUGGGGCGCUUGCCAAGUACGCUGAGAAUAAGUUGUUCUUUUCUUGUACUUUCCAUAAGCCUCCUUGCAACCCUUUUCCUCUAACUAUUCUUCCUAGUAUUCCACUUUCCAUCAUCAUAACCAGUACAGUCACCCUCAUAUUUGCCAGGGUACCAGCUGCCAUCAUCGUGGCCAUUACCCUUACCGUCAUAUUUCCCGGGAUGCCAGACCCUAUCAUCCUUCCUCUUCUCCAACUUUUCGGGGACCAACUGCCUGUUGUCAAAAUUGUCUCCCUUGGCUUCGUACAAAGCAGCAACCUGCUUGCCAGUAUCGACAGACUUCCCGGUAGGGAAUCCUAG